AUGGCUAAAUCUCCAAGAGAUUAUGCCCAUUGGACACUUCCCUCAUCUGGAUGGGUCAAAGUCAAUUUUGAUGGCGCAUCCAAAGAAAAUUCAGGGUUGACUGGGUGUGGGGGAGUGAUUAGGGAUAAAAAUGGUAGGUUUUUGGCUAUGGUGGCACUCCCCUUGGGAUGUCAAACUAACCACCUUGUUGAAGUUAUAGUCGCCUAUCAAGGGUUAUUGUUGGCCAAAAUAAAUACUGCAAAGUCAGUAUGGCUGGAAGGGGACUCUAAUAAUAUCAUCCAAUGUCUAUUGGGUAAUCAUAAACCCUCAUGGAAUAUAAAAUGGUGGAUUGAGAAAGCCAGGAUGUUUAAAUGGGCCUUUCAUGAAAUUAAAGAUAUCAAUAUGAAAAUUCAAGCAAUUAGCAAUAAACGAGAUUCUCAAGCUACAGAACAUCAGAUGGUUGAUCAAAGAAAGGCAAUUGUGGAUUCAAUGCAGAAGAUUGUGGGAACGAUUAGUGAUAUGAAGAAAGAGUAUGACUACAGGAUUUCUCAGCUAGAGGAGAAACUCAAGAAAGACUUUGAAGGUAGACUGAGUAAUAUGGAGAAUAAAUACUAG
Molecule: messenger RNA, 594 nt
Organism: Cryptomeria japonica (Japanese cedar)
Lineage: Eukaryota; Viridiplantae; Streptophyta; Pinopsida; Cupressales; Cupressaceae
Exons: 2
Coding region: 1-594 (197 amino acids)
Molecular function (GO): nucleic acid binding; RNA-DNA hybrid ribonuclease activity
Source: RefSeq, a predicted model, not a curated record